This is a messenger RNA of Sclerotinia borealis F-4128, 2043 nucleotides long. Lineage: Eukaryota; Fungi; Ascomycota; Leotiomycetes; Helotiales; Sclerotiniaceae. The record is from the annotation of a GenBank genome assembly.
AUGGCAUCAGAUCGUGAAUUGACGAACAAUGACCUCGAUUUCAAUUCUCCGGAUCGAUUUACUCAAGCAGGAACGGAGAGGAAGAGAACAAGAAAGGCUUGUCGGAUUUGUCAUUCCCAUAAGGCGAGGUGUAGUGGUACAACACCAAAUUGUAGGAGGUGUGAACAGAGAGGAUACAUAUGUGAAUAUGAAUCUAUCAGUAGAGGGGUAAGGAGGAGUGUGCCGAGACAACAACCGACGGGCACGAGUCAAAGUGGUGACAGUCCUGGAGCUGGAGCCAAUGCUAUUUCUGCUGGAGGGAGUCCAAUGGAGGUUGGAGAUGGAACGGAUGGUUUAGUGGAUCUUGGGAUCUCCAAAAUUACAACCAAGCGGUACAUAGAUGCAUAUUUCGAAUUUUUAUCUUCAACGCCCGGUAAAGGAUUUAUUCACCGCGCCACAUUUCUGAGAAAUUGGAAUAAUGGUGCUGUGAACCUAGCUUUGGUCAAAGCUAUGUGUGCUUCAUCUAUAGCAUUCGUCUCGAAAGAUGACGAAAGUCGUGCUACAGCCCAGAAAUGGAUGAACGAAGCAGAACUACAUGUUUGGCAAAACCUAAGCAUACCCUCUGCUGUAUUGGUGGAAGUUAUUCUCGUCAUUGUCUUUUAUCGAUUCGAACAUCGGGAAUACUUCAAAUCACAAGCACUCACAGCUGUGGCCGCCAAAAUGGCAUUUGUAUUAGGUCUCAACUAUGAGAAUAAUAGUCUGUCGACUUUGGUGAGAGAAUGUAGGAGAAGAUUGAUGUGGUCGAUUUUUCAUGUUGAUAGGCUUUCUGCUGGAGGGUUUCCGGAGUUGUUGGUUUGUCCUUCCCAUUCGAUACAUAUUCAGUUACCUUGUAGUGAGAAGGAUUUCGAUCUUGGUAUACCAGGAGAGACAGCACCUUUGAUUUCGACAAGAAAUAAUGAGGCGGAUUCUAUGCAUUUGGGAUUGAGAUCGUUUUACUUUCGUAUAUCUGAUAUACGGCAUCGAGUCUUGGAAUAUACGAGAAUUGUCAUACGGGAAAAGUCCAAACCCUACAAUUCAAAAGAUAUGUUACGAAAGUUGGAAGCAGAAUUAGAACAACUACGUUCUUCACUACCUGCAAACCUUCAAUAUAACGAAGACAACCUCUUUCUUCGAGCAUACUCACCACAAUUAACCAGAUUCGUCAUGUUUCAUAUUUUAUGGCAACAAUGUCAUACCGACCUUUAUCGAUUCAUGUUUCCAGGAACUAAGGAUUCAAUAUCUGACGCAAUACUGGAAAACACACCACAAGAAUAUGUGCUUUAUUGUCAAAGAAAAGCAUUCGAACAUGCAGUCAUGAUAUUAGAUAUUUGUCACACAGUACAAAGUAUUGGACAUACAUUGAUUAGUGAUACGGGGAUAGCGACAUGUGUAUAUCAAUGCAGUAACAUAAUUAUACGAGCAGCAGAUAUUGCAGGAUUUUCAAGUGAGGGCGAGAGAGAUAGGAUCAUGGGCAGAUUGGAAAGGGUGACGGAUAUUUUGGAAGGGUUGAGGGAGGUUAAUCCACAUGUUGAUGAUGUUUACCGGAACGUCAAAGAAAUCCUUCACCUCUUCACCACAACCCAAACCCGGCGCCUCUUUCCAAGCCCCAACCUCGGCGUCUCAAGCCCCUCCAUCUUCUCCACCGGCAUAAUGCCAGGUCCUCUCUCCCUAGACCACAUCGCCUACACAACCGGCCAUGACCCACUGCAGAACCAUCGUCCCCUAAACUUAAACACGACGGGAGUUCUUUCACCUACAUCCGAAAGCGCUGCCACACUUGGUUUAUUGGAAAUCAGUAAUGGAAACGAACAAUAUCCGGAUUGGAACUCUGGACAUGCAGAUGAUGGAGGAGGUCAAUGGAUUAACGGAAUUGAUUUUGGUCAGGCGGGGAUGAGGAGUGGGAGUGGGAGUGGGAUGGGGAUGGGGACGGGGACGGAAAUGGUGGGGAAUGUGGGAGCGAUGUUUGAUCCGUUUUGGGGGAUUCAUGAUACUGGGGGGAGUGGGAGUGGGAGUGGACAUUUGUAA